AAAAGAAAUAAAGAGAGUAAAAAGAAUGAUCUUAAUCAGGAUUACGGAAACAUUCCUUGACUCUUCACUCAUUAAUGUUUAGUCUUCAGUUAAUUGUGGGAUUCAUAUAAGAGAAGAAAUCGAAAACUAGUUGACGCUUUUUUUUUACUGUAAACAAUUAACAACUGUAUGGAUGAUGUUACUUCUCUGUUAAACAUUCUGAAAGGCCCUCAAAGAUGAGACAGAAACUAUCACGCCGAAGACGGCACCAGAAGCUUAAGCUUUAUGGCAUUAAUGCUCUCAGCAGUGAAAAAAAAAGCAAAAAUAAAACUAUUUCCUGCUUCUGUGAUGACUGCCUAAAUUCCUCUUGUCAAACCUCAACUGUUUGUUUUUCUUCCAUCACUCGUGAGCGAAAUGGGGAGUUAAUCCAUCAAAAAGGUUGCACUGAACGACCAGAACUGCUUAGUUGCAACCCAAGUCGAAGUGUCACGUAUUUAAUUAAAUGCUGCAAUGAAAGUUGGUGCAACACCAAUAUGACCCUUUCACUAUCUCCUGAACCUACUCCAGCAACAGUAAAGAAUCCUUCACUUGUGCUUCUAUUAAGCAUCCUCAUACUUAUUGCUCUGUUUAAUGCUGCAAUACUGGCUUUCAUUGCUUAUAUUCGAUGGAAGCACAAAUGUCGAAUGGAGGAUUUUGGUGCACGAGAACCAUGCCUUUUAGAAGAUAGUGAACGUAAAGCUAGCAAGGAUGAGAAGGGUUCACUGAAGGAGCUUUAUGAACAAUCAGUAACAUCUGGAAGUGGAUCUGGUUUGCCUUUUCUUGUUCAAAGUACUGUAGCCAGACAAGUCAUGAUGGUUGAAAUGAUUGGUAAAGGACGAUAUGGAGAAGUGUGGAAAGGAACCUAUCAUGGUGAAGUUGUUGCUGUCAAGACAUUUUCUUCUCGAGAUGAAGCCAGCUGGGAUCGUGAAACUGAAAUUUAUAACACCGUUUUACUACGUCAUGAUAAUAUUCUUGGAUACUUAGCAUCAGACAUGACCAGUCGUAAUUCAUGCACUCAGCUAUGGCUCAUCAUGCACUACCAUGUCAAUGGCUCCCUCUAUGACUACUUACAGAGAGUAGUUUUAAACCAUCAGUCGAUGCUACUUCUGGCUUAUUCAGCAGCAGCAGGUCUCGUUCACCUUCAUUCAGAAAUUCUUGGAAAACAAGGAAAGCCUGCUAUUGCACACCGGGAUAUUAAAUCAAAGAAUAUCCUGGUCAAAAAAGAUGGUUCCUGUUGCAUUGGUGAUCUUGGACUUGCUGUCAUACACAGUCAAACAACGAACACCUUAGAUCUUGGAAACAACACCAAGGUGGGGACAAAACGUUACAUGGCACCCGAGGUCCUUGAUGAUCAUUUGAACACUUAUCUAUUUGAGUCAUUCAAAUGUAUUGAUGUGUAUGCCUUUGGUCUGGUUCUCUGGGAAAUAACACGCCGUUGUGCUCUUGGAGGUAUUUCUGAAGAAUACAAGCCACCAUUUUGGGAUGUUGUUCCAAGUGAUCCCAGUUUUGAGGAUAUGAGAAAAGUAGUUUCUGUUGAUCAGCAACGACCCAUAAUUCCAAACAGAUGGACUACUGAUCCUAUUCUCAACCAGAUGGGCAAAUUAAUGAAAGAGUGCUGGCGCCAUGAACCCAAAGCCAGACUGUCAAUGCUGCGUGUUAAGAAGAAUUUACAGCGUUAUAUGGAUAGACCUGAAGAUGACAAUUAAUUACAAUAAAUAAGACUUUCCAGUAUAACACUUGUCAGAGACUUAACAGCUGUGUACUAUAGAGAGGCAGAUUCUGCACACACUAUCAUUACUGACAUGUGUACGAGUGUGUAUGCACUUACGCUUACAUUUUUACAAACAAAAAUAUGAAUUCAUAUACACUCUCUGUGAGUAUACAUAUGUAUGAAUACAUGAGUGAAAGAGAGUGUAUGUGUGUGCACAUA
Molecule: messenger RNA, 1948 nt
Organism: Octopus sinensis (East Asian common octopus)
Lineage: Eukaryota; Metazoa; Mollusca; Cephalopoda; Octopoda; Octopodidae
Product: activin receptor type-1
Exons: 9
Coding region: 216-1724 (502 amino acids)
Biological process (GO): dorsal/ventral pattern formation; protein phosphorylation; BMP signaling pathway
Cellular component (GO): plasma membrane; BMP receptor complex
Molecular function (GO): transforming growth factor beta receptor activity, type I; SMAD binding; ATP binding
Source: RefSeq, a predicted model, not a curated record